AUUCUUGGAAAAAGGAUCGAUUAUAACAAAGAUCAAAUUAAUAAAGAUAUCAAGAUGAAAUCAAUGCUUCGAUAUGAUCCAUCAAAACCUGAUCAUAAUAAAUUUUUAAAUAAAAAUGAAAAAAAUACAAAGUCAAAUUCAAAAGUAAUAUCUGAAAUUGAUGAUAAAGCAAUUGAUGAUAAUUCAACUAAUGAUAAAGAACCAUUAGUAUCAAAUCAAAAGUUCUAUUCUGUUUCUGAAAACUUGAAGGAAGCUAUUAAAGAAAAUACUGGAUUUAGUUUAUUAUCUAUGUUUGGAAAAGCUGAUUUAGAAGAAGAAGCAGUAGAUUUAGAUAAAAACGCUGGUAGUACGUUUCAAAAAGUGCAGCAGAAAAUGGACAAUCCUUUAGACUCCCGGAGAAAUCCAUUUCGAUAUGAUACUUCCGACUCUGAAGAAGAAACUAAUGGAACAUUGAAGUCAAAAAAGGAAUUAAUAAAUCAUGAUAUUGGCCACAUUUCUAGUACAGGCGUAUGGAGAGAAAAUUUUUUUUUCAUAAAAGGCGAUCAAAGACUGAGUGAGGGUAUCAAAUUCUUUACAACAUUUUCUUCUAAUGGUGGCAAAGAUACUUUUAAUGACACAAGAAGAGAGUUGAAAAAAGUUGUCAAAUAUAAAAUACUCAAUAACCUGAGGAAUGCAAAACCAUUUAAAAAGAAGUUAGGUAGUCAUAAGAUAGCAAGAAAAGUUGUAAAAAAUUAAUAUAUGAUAAUAGAUAGUAAACAUAUUGAUUAAAAUAAAAGUGUUACACUGAUUUCAUC
Molecule: messenger RNA, 794 nt
Organism: Ctenocephalides felis (cat flea)
Lineage: Eukaryota; Metazoa; Arthropoda; Insecta; Siphonaptera; Pulicidae
Product: probable RNA-binding protein CG14230
Exons: 3
Coding region: 55-735 (226 amino acids)
Source: RefSeq, a predicted model, not a curated record